This is a messenger RNA of Aedes albopictus (Asian tiger mosquito), 2402 nucleotides long. RefSeq names its product exocyst complex component 5 (gene Sec10). Lineage: Eukaryota; Metazoa; Arthropoda; Insecta; Diptera; Culicidae. Gene Ontology annotation, cellular component: cytoplasm; exocyst. The record is from RefSeq and is a predicted model, not a curated record. Gene Ontology annotation, biological process: Golgi to plasma membrane transport; exocytosis. The transcript has 2 exons. Bases 122 to 2266 code for a protein of 714 amino acids.
UUGAACGCGAAAGCGAUGACAAAAACAUAAACAAACAGCAGUAAAAAAAAAAAAUAUAAUAAUUAUUUUCGGCAAAAUUUGUUCAAUUUUAAGGUGAAAAGGUAGAUUUUCAACUUGAAUAAUGCUCUCUCAAUAUGUGGAAGAACUGGAACAGGACCCCUUCGAGGUGGAGGAGUUCAUCGAGCGGCUCUGCUGGCGCACCAACAACGAGAUCGGCUCCGACCAGUUCGAUCCGGACCUGCUGCACGAGACGUUCGUGGAGACGAUCAAGGACUUGAGGAUCCUUCAGGAACGGCAGCAGCGGAAGUGCGAUAAGCUGGAGGAUGCACUAAAGGAGGAGCAGAAGGUGUUUGUGAAGGCGGUGGAUAAGUUCGUGGGGAAACACCAGGUUUCGGUGGAUUAUUUUCACCAGCUGGACGAGAAGAUCAACUCGGUGGCGGGGAAGGUGAUCCACCUGGGGGAGCAGCUGGAGAAUGUGAACAUUCCGAGGAGCAGAGCGGUGGAGGCCCAGCUGCUGUUGAGUCAUAUGGGGGACUUUUUGACGCCGGGACCGAUCGUGAACGACGUUUAUAGCGAUAAGGCGAGGCUUUUCGAGGCCGCGGAUAUAAUCCAAAAGUUGUACAUGAUUUCGCAGGAUUUACCAGCGAGUCGGUUUGCCAAUGCUAAGAAGAAGAUCGAGGGAAAGUACGACGAGAUCGAGAUGCAGUUGAUCGAGGAAUUUGCCACGGCACAGAAGAUGGAGAACAUCGACAGGAUGAAGGAGAUUUCAACGAUCUUGUCGCAGUUCAAGGGAUACUCGCAGGUGAUCGACGUCUUCAUCGAGCAGAGCCAGGCGGUGACGUACGGAGGACGGGACGUGUUCGACGGGAUCGUUCCGUUGUGCCACAAGAACUACAAGAUCAUCAAGCAGGUUUUCAACGCUCCGGAUCAGGUGAUGAGCAAGUUCAUCCUGAACAUCUACCAGUUAAAGAUCAACCAGUUUGUCCAGACGAAGCUGGACGACCGGAAAGACGAAGGAAAGUAUCUGAAGACUUUGUACGAACUGUACUCGAGGACGCUUAAGCUGUCCAACGAGUUGCAGGAGUUCAUGAAGGAUUCGGAUGACGAUCUACUCCAGAAGCUGACGGCCAACAUUUUCUCGUCGCAUCUGGGAUCGUACAUUGAGGUGGAAAGCCGAAGUUUGGAAGCGAGAUGUCAGCUGGAGUUGAGGAAAUUUUACGAGAACAAAAACCAUCAGAAAAAGCAAGUCGAGCGGUUCCAUGAACUGCGUCGCGACAUGCAGGCGUUGAUAGGAGCUCGUGCGAACAUUAACAUUGCCCAGAUUGAGGACUACGGAGGCGAGACAUUCCUCUCUGAAGAACUGGCCAUCAAUCUCCUACAGCAGUCGUCAUGCGCCCUGGAGAGAUGUUGUCUACUCUCCAAGGAAGUGGAUCUUCCACGAAACAUCCUCAAACUGGCGGACAUCCUACUGAGAUUCCUUCUUCACGAACACGUCGACUACGCCCUAGAUCUGGGACUGCAGGCCAUCCCGAUCGCCGAGUGUAAGUCGAUGCCGCAGAUCUACUUCUUCGACGUCGCCCAAAAGUGCAACACCAUCGUGCAUCUGCUGGAAAAGACCUACAAUGCCAGUGUAAUUCCCAAUGUCCUUUCAACGGCCCAGUAUACCGAUUGCAUGCAAAAGAAGCGCUUCUAUUUGGAAUCCAUCGAAAGCAAGAUCGAAACCGGUCUGGAACGCACCUUGAAUGCGAUCUUCGGCUGGGUCAAAACCUAUCUCCAGAACGAACAGAAGAAAACGGACUUCAAGCCGGAUUCGGACGUGGACACGGUGGCAUCCAAUGCGUGCCUGUCCGUCGUCCAGUACAUCAACCCUUUGAUCAAUCUGGUUCAGCGAACGAUCGACGGCGAAAACCUCUCGGCCGUCAUGACGGAAUUCGGCGUUCGCUACCACCGAGUGAUCUACGAACAUCUCCAGCAGUUCCAGUACAAUACGGCAGGGGCGAUGUGCGCCAUCUGCGACGUGAACGAGUACCGUAAGAGUGCACGUCCUCUACAAUCACCUCUCGUAACCCAGCUGUUCGAUGUCCUCCACGCACUGUGCAAUCUGCUGUUGGUCAAGGUGGAAAACUUGCAGGAGGUUUGCGGUGGCGAAACGCUCAACUAUCUGGACAAGUCGGUGGUGAUGAACUUUAUACAGCUGCGCAGUGAUUACAAGUCGAUCAAGAUCUCCAAUUCGCUGAAGGGGAUCUCCGAUCAGCGGCAUGUUUAAGCAGAUGAGCACCAGUGGGUAAGUGAUGCAUAUUUAAUAAUCUAUUAAUAUUAUUAACAACAUCAAGGUUAUAUAAUAUAUAUUCAAAGUACAUGUUUAUUAGAACAUUAAACAAAAUAGUUGUAUUCGAUUAAAA